AUGGCAAGUAGUUCAAGCCGCAGCACUAGUAGUGAUCGAACGGAGGAAGAAUGGAUGGCUCUGCAACGUGAAGAAGUAGCGGAGCUUGAACAAGCUGCAACUCAGGCAAGAAACGGCCAAAAAGAUGAUCGACAGCUCACCCAACUCAUUCAAAAAACCGUACAAAAUUUUCAAGAUUAUGCUAACCAACGUAGCCGCCAAGCCCGUAUCCACGUGUCACCGUUCUUUGGGCCCACGUCAGCUACCCCGUUGGAGAACUCGGUUAAAUGGAUCGGUGGCUGCAGACCCGGUGCUUACAUACGUUUCUUGUACGCGCUCUCCGGCUUAGAUAUCGAAUCUCAUUUAACCGAGUUUCUUCAAGGGAAAAAGGUCGGUGACCUCGGUGAGCUGACAUCGAAACAAAUGAACAUGAUCGAUGCGUUGCAAGCCAGGACGAUUAAGGAAGAGGAUAAACUUUCAUCAAAAUUGGCUAGCUUGCAAGAGAACAUAGUGGACCAGCCGAUCGCCAGCAAAAUCAAGAAUGAGUGUGGGAAUGUAGAUGAAGCUUUAGAUGAACAUAGCCGAUGCAUGGCGGGUGUAAUGGAAGAAGCUGAUGAGCUGAGGAUCAAAACAUUGAAGGAAGUUGUACAGACUAUACUUAAACCGCUUCAAGCCGUCGAAUACUUAGCCGCUGCCAAGAGGAUGAAGCAUUGUUUUAAAAUAUGGGGCAAGAAUUGGGGAGAAAGACCAUUAAACUAA
This is a messenger RNA of Solanum dulcamara, 738 nucleotides long. RefSeq names its product protein DOG1-like 3. Lineage: Eukaryota; Viridiplantae; Streptophyta; Magnoliopsida; Solanales; Solanaceae. Gene Ontology annotation, biological process: DNA-templated transcription. Gene Ontology annotation, molecular function: sequence-specific DNA binding. Bases 1 to 738 code for a protein of 245 amino acids. The transcript has a single exon. The record is from RefSeq and is a predicted model, not a curated record.